Molecule: messenger RNA, 2213 nt
Organism: Molossus molossus (Pallas's mastiff bat)
Lineage: Eukaryota; Metazoa; Chordata; Mammalia; Chiroptera; Molossidae
Gene: SLC22A4
Product: solute carrier family 22 member 4
Exons: 10
Coding region: 195-1856 (553 amino acids)
Biological process (GO): transmembrane transport; carnitine transport
Cellular component (GO): membrane
Molecular function (GO): ATP binding; transmembrane transporter activity
Source: RefSeq, a predicted model, not a curated record
CAGACCCAGCGAACGUUCCGGAGCCCGCAGCAGGUUUCCCGCGAACCGGCCCCGAUUGCGCGUCCCAAUUUCCGCAGCCUCUGUGCGCGAGAAGUUCUGACACCCUCGGGUAACGCCCGCGACUGCGCGACACACCCCGGGGAACGCUCUUAUCACCACCUCCAGUUGCAAGUUGCCCAGCAGCGGCGGGAAGCAUGCGGGACUACGACGAGGUGACCGCCUUCCUGGGCGAGUGGGGGCCCUUCCAGCGCCUCAUCUUCUUUCUGCUCAGCGCCAGCAUCAUCCCCAACGGCUUCAACGGUAUGUCAGUCGUGUUCCUGGCAGGGACCCCGGAGCACCGCUGCCGGGUGCCGGACACCGCGAACCUGAGCAGCGCCUGGCGCAACCACAGUGUCCCGCUGAGAAUGCAGGACGGCCGCGAGGUGCCUCACAACUGCCGGCGCUACCGGCUCGCGGCGAUCGCCAACUUCUCGGCGCUCGGGCUGGAGCCGGGGCGCGACGUGGACCUGGAGCGGCUGGAGCAGGAGAGCUGCCUGGAUGGCUGGGAGUUCAGCCAGGACGUCUACCUGUCCACCAUCGUGACCGAGUGGAAUCUGGUGUGUGAGGAAGACUGGAAGACGCCCCUCACCUCCUCCCUGUUCUUCGUAGGCGUGCUUUUUGGCUCCUUCGUAUCUGGGCAGCUGUCAGACAGGUUUGGCAGGAAGAGCAUCCUCUUUGCAACCAUGGCUGUGCAGACUGGCUUCAGCUUCCUGCAGAUUUUCUCCGUCAACUGGGAGAUGUUCACCGUGUUAUUUGUCAUUGUCGGCAUGGGCCAGAUCUCCAACUAUGUGGUCGCCUUCAUACUAGGAACAGAAAUUCUUGGCAAGUCAGUUCGUAUUAUAUUCUCUACGUUAGGAGUGUGCACAUUUUUUGCAGUUGGCUACAUGCUGCUGCCACUGUUUGCUUACUUCAUCAGAGACUGGCGGAUGCUGCUGCUGGCGCUGACCGUGCCGGGGCUGCUGUGCGUCCCGCUGUGGUGGUUUAUUCCUGAAUCUCCCCGGUGGCUGAUAUCCCAGAGAAGAUUUCGAGAGGCUGAAGAGAUCAUCCAGAAAGCGGCGAAAAUGAACAGCAUAGCUGUCCCAGUGGUGAUGUUUGAUCCUAUGAAGCUACAGGAGCUGAAACCCUUGAAGCAGCAGAAAGUUUUUAUUCUGGACCUGUUCAAGACUAGGAAUAUUGCCACAAUAACCACUAUGUCUGUACUGCUAUGGAUGCUGACUUCAGUCGGUUACUUUGCUCUGUCUCUCAACUCUCCUAAUUUACAUGGAGAUGCCUACCUGAACUGUUUCCUCUCUGCCCUGAUUGAAGUCCCAGCUUACAUUACAGCCUGGCUGCUCCUGCGAACCCUGCCCAGGCGUUAUAUCAUAGCUGGGGUGCUGUUCUUGGGAGGAGGUGUGCUUCUCUUAAUUCAGUUGGUACCCACAGAAUACAACUUCUUGUCCAUUGGUAUGGUGAUGCUAGGAAAGUUCGGGAUCACCUCUGCUUUCUCCAUGCUGUACGUCUUCACCGCAGAGCUCUAUCCAACCCUGGUCAGAAACAUGGCUGUGGGGGUCACAUCCAUGGCCUCCAGAGUGGGCAGCAUCAUAGCGCCCUACUUCGUGUACCUUGGUGCUUACAACAGAGUCCUGCCCUACAUGGUCAUGGGCAGCCUGACCGUCCUGAUUGGAAUCAUCACUCUGUUUUUCCCUGAAAGUUUUGGAAUGACUCUACCGGAGACCUUAGAGGAGAUGCAGAAAGUGAAAUGGUUCAGGUUUGGGAAAAAAACAAGAGAUUCAAUGGACAAUGAAGAAAAUCCCAAAGUUCUAAUAACUUCAUUCUGAUAAAAUGUCUACCCCACCUGGUGAACUGAAGAACAGAUGCAUACGACUCUGAAGAAACCAGAGCCUUCCCUGAUUAAGUGGACUGACUAUUGACGGGCCCUGCUGCUGAGAAGUGCUUGUCAUAGAGCAAAUGCUGGACCGCUCUUCCAGAUAAUCUCCUUAUGUUUUAAAAACUAACCAUUUCUAUAGAGUCCUCCUUACUAAUUAAUUCAGUGAAAUGGGUUUGUAAGAUUGUUUGAUAAUGUAUUGGUUAAGGAUUGGUCAGUUCACAUAAAAAUUAACACUCAUUUCCAAACAUACAACUGCUAUCCCAAAUAAAAAGAAUGUCAUUGUAUUCACCCAACUGUCAGGUGACAA